CACCCGUGUCCUGUACUUCACUGCGCCUCCGGUUCUUCAACCUUUCGAAUCUUCCACCUUUCGAAUCCCCACCCCUCUCGCUUCUGAUCCAUCGUCCGGUUUCACGCAGCACUACCGCUUCCUGGUUUUCCACCCCGCCGCCCAGACUCGACUCCUCUCCUGUACUCCGCACUCCGGGUUUCUUCGAUCUCUUGGCCGGCUCCGCCCCGCGUCUCCGGUUUCAGCCGCUGCUACAGGGACCCCCAAGAUGGAAACGCAGGGGCUGCCUGCCGCCUCGGAGGCGGCCCAGCCCGAGCCCGGCAUCCAGCAACAUGGCGCUGGUGCGGCCGCCGCGGAAGACGGGGCUCCCUCCUCAGGGCCUGCUCUCCGGCCUCCUCAGCCUCGUGACUCUACGGGGGCCUGGGGCCUGGACGUGACAUUCCCGGUGCUGCUGCUCCUCGAGGGGAAGCUGCCGGAGCCGCCUACGCAGCCGCCGCCACCGCCGCAGCAGUUGCCGCCGCCGCCGCUGCCUAGAGCUGCCACCCCCGGCGGCGCUGCCGCCUCUUCCCCGGCAGCCGGAGGCCCCGGGCAGCCGGAAAGUGACGCUCUGCUGCUGGUGCUGAACUUGGUGCGGGGCGGAGCCUCCGGAAGCCCCUCGCGCGGCUCCUCUCAGGACUCUCCCCCAACGCAGCGGCUGCGGGAGGGCAAGCCGGCCGGCGAGGCGGCUGGAGAAGGCCCGGCCUCGGCGCCGCUCUCGGAGGGCAGCGGACCGCAGGAGGAGCCCGGCGGCGGCGGCCCGGGAAAUUCCUCCUUUUCGGGCACGCUGACCAUCAACAACCAGAGCCUGCUGGUGCGCUUCGAAAAUGGGACGCUCAGCUUUGGCGGUCCCGCGCCGGCAGCCCCGCCGCCACCGCCUCCCGCUCAGCCGAACGCCGCCGCCGAGUCCCCGGCUGCACCCUCCGGCGGACCUUCGCGGUCUCCGGCGUCAUAUCCUCGCCCGGAUUCCCGCUGCGCCGAGACCUUUUCCCGCAAGCAGCUGCUGCGGCUGCAUCAGCUGUCGGCGCGCGGCGGGAGCCCGACAGGUGCGGCGCAGGAGGGCGGAGAGGCCGCGGCGGCAGCUCCCGCUCCCCCGGCAGGCGCGGCUCGGGCGGUGCGUCCGUUCAGCUGCCCGGUUCCCGGCUGCGCCUGGGCUUUCGCCACCGCCUACAAGCUGCGGCGCCACCUACACUCCCACGACAAGCUGCGCCCUUUUGCCUGCUCCGCGCCGGGCUGCACGAAGCGCUUUACCACCAUCUACAACCUGCGGGCGCACGGCAGGGCCCACGAGGAAGAGGCGAGGCUCAAGUGCGAGGCUUGUGGACAGCGUUUCCCCAGCGCCGCCCGUCUCGGGGCGCAUCAGCGGCGGAGCCACCUAGAGCCAGACCGGCCUUACCGCUGCGAGUAUCCAGGUUGUGAGAGGACCUUCAUAACAGUGAGUGCAUUAUUUUCUCAUAAUCGAGUCCACUUCAGGGAACAAGAACUGUUUUCCUGCUCCUUCCCAGGCUGUAACAAGCAGUAUGACAAAGCUUGCCGACUGAAAAUCCACAUGAGAAGUCACACAGGAGAAAGACCUUUCAUCUGUGACUUUGAAGGUUGUGGCUGGUCCUUCACCAGCAUGUCUAAGCUGUUAAGACAUAAAAGGAAACAUGAAGAUGACAGGAGAUUCACAUGCUCUGUAGAAGGCUGUGGAAAAUCUUUUACAAGAGCAGAACAUUUGAAAGGCCAUAGUAUAACUCAUCUUGGUACAAAACCAUUUGAAUGUCCUGUAGAAGGUUGUUGUGCAAAGUUCUCAGCACGCAGUAGUCUAUACAUUCACUCCAAAAAACACCUUCAGGAUGUGGACUCAUUGAAGAUGCAUUGCCCUGUAUCCAGUUGUAGCAAAUUGUUCAAUUCAAAGCAUAGUAUGAAAACACAUAUGGUCAAGCAACACAACUUUAGUGCAGAUCUAUUAAAUCAGAUGGAAACUAUUGGUUCCCUCACACCCAGCAGUGAACUUGCCAGUUCGGGACAAAGCGACCUCAGCAAUGUAGAUCUGGUGUCCCUUUUUUCUAGUGUAUCUGGGAACUCCUCUGGAAUUUCAGCUGAUAUGGCUCUAAUAAACUCUGGAAUUCUCACUAUAGAUGUUGCUUCAGUAGGCUCUACGCUUGGAGGCAGUCUUUCUGUCAGUAGCAAUUCCCUUGCUCAAACAGUUGACCCAUUGAUUUUAGUGGCUAGUAGUGACAUUCCGCACAGCCUGGAUAGCUCUCUUUUAUUGGGAACCACCACCACAGUUUUACAGCAAAGCACUUUAAAUUUGGAUGAAGUACAGACUGUGAAUGCAGAAGCCUUAGGCUCAUUAGCAUCUUUGUCAACAAGAAGUUCCAGUCAAGACUUGCAUGGUUUGACCUCUAGCAAUAACUUGUCAGUAGACACAGCCACUUUAACCCCUUCCAGCAGCCUUGGUGGAAACAAUACAUCUGAAUUAUUAGCUCCAAGUAAAGCAGAGCAAACUUUGCUUCCUAGCCUGGAUGUUGUGGAACAACAAGAAGGCAGUAAAGUAGUCACUCAGUUUGUGUUCUCCAAUCCUUCAGGAAGUUACAGUGCACAGAAAGAAACUGAUCUGAGCACGGUGACUGGCAGCUCUUUUCUGGAGAGUGGUGGGUCUGCAAGAACAGAUUAUCGAGCUAUUCAGCUUGCCAAGAAAAGAAAACAAAAAGGAAAUGGGACCGACAUAGGUUCGACUGACUCUGGCAUAAGAAAAAGCAAAAGUGAUAAAGUUAACUGUUUUAGUCAUGGAAAUCGGUUAUGCAACAAUAUUUUGCCAAAUGGAAACCUAACAGUAAGAGACCCUUCAGCUGGCACACAGUUUGUUCAAAUUCAGUUGCUUCAGGAUGAUGCUCCAGGAGAAGGAGAUCUGCCCUUCCAGCUCAGUUCUCAAUCUUCCUCUUCACACUCUCAGCUGACAGUGGAUUUACCUGUUCAUAUUCUUCAGGAGCCACACAAUUCUGCUGAAGAAGAUGCCAAUUCUGAUAAUUCCCAGUUUACAGGAAGCACCAUCAAUCUACAAGACCUUGAAUGAUUGUGUGGAAGGCAGAAGCAUUGAAACGUUCAGAUGCAGAAGCAUCCUGAGAAAUAAGAGCCUGUUGCUGCUUUUAAAGAAAAAAGUGAAAAUUGGGAGCAUGACCACCGGUGCUGGCAUGCUUAAUGGUUGUCGUGCGAUGGAAAACGUGUUCAGUAAAUUUUACUUGAUAAGGCAUUUGGAGAUCUUGGUAUGUUCUGUCUUACGGUCAGGAAAAGGUACAUACGGGAGAAUUUGAGUCCUACCUUAAAAUGGAUGUGCAGCGGCGAUAGUCCACGCUGAUUUUAAGAAUAAUUCUCAGAAUACUAGACAGCAGUUAAGCUUAGCACUUUUUUCUUGACACAAGAAAUGAACCCCUAAUUAAAUUUGGGGUUAAAAUGAAGGAAUUUAAGCAGGAAGACCAAUUAAAUUUAGUUUCGCAAACUGACAUUUUAGAGAGAGAAGCGCAUAAAAAAUAGUACCAUACUCAGGGAUAGUGAAGGUUGAAUUACUAGAGCAAUAUGAUUUCUUGCUCUUGCUAUCUCUAAUUUAGCAAUGUGCCCUGAACUUUAGAAAGCUGCCUAGCAUAUAUUAAUUCUUACCACUUUGGUUAUGUUUACAGUAACAAAACAGUAUUGCCAAUUUGUACGAAGUCACUUUUAUUACAUAGACCCAUCACGUGCAUUUUGCUCAGAAAUAAGUCUUACUGAUUUCAGUAGAACUUACUCCCAAAUAAAUGUUGAAAUGAUUACAGUGAUGGUCUGUUUACCAUUUACAUACAGACUAUCUAACUGAGGAAAGAGCUUCCAGCUAGUGUCAGUUGCAUAUAUGUAACAUCUUGACUGAAAUGAAAAGUAGAUCUUUAAAUACAUGUUUUAAAAAACCCUGUUUUUUAAUAUAGAUAAUAGGAAAUAAUUCAUACAGCCUUUUAAGAACAAAAACUAAGAUUUCAGCUAAGCAAAGAAAUAAAUAAGAUGUCAGUGUUUUACAAAAAAAAAAAUUAAGUCUGGAACUUAAACAUUCUAUACAUGAGAUGCCUACAUGGCAUUAAAAUUAUACAUAUGUACGGCUUAGUUAAAAAGUUGUGUGAGCACUGUUUUUUUUUAUACAAAGAUACCCUACAGAGGAACACUUGUGAAUUUGCAUAUUUAUUAGCGUUAGGAGAUACACUAAGAUUAAGGUCAAUCGUCUUGAAUAUAUGGAGAGUCAGCAACAAAUUUCUCUAGAUAGACCCUUCUCCCAUCUCAUUCCAAAUUGGGUUCAUAUUCCUGAAACUCACACUUAAUUAAAACUAGCCUUGCUCUGUUGCCACUGAAACAUCUCUGGCAGAACUGAGAAAGAGGAAGACUAAUGAACAGCAUUCUCUGGACCUUAAUCUAUUACUGUGCAACAUUUGGCAUAGUCAGGCACCUGCCAUCCCUGCUUUGGAAGUCAGGGGCCUUAGGAAAUAUAUUUCCUAGAGCUGUUGAAAUCUGGAGGGAGGUGCUUAGGUCUCUCUUCAUAUAUAUCACCAGGAGGAUAGUAUAGCUGGAAUGGCUUUGGAAAUGCUGUUUUCUACGGUGUUAUUAAACUUCGAAUCAUUUCUGUCUUAGAUUAUUCCUAAUAGUAAUUCCAAAUUAAGAAGGUUUACCCAUAAAUAGAAAUAUACUAAUUAAUGCCUGUGCCUUUUGAACUUCAUUUUCAGAAGAAUGUAGUUUGGAAGCAUUUUAUACAGAUUUACAUUAAUUCAGAUUUUGAUUUGCGGAUUUUUUUUAGAAAAAAAGUCUUGACUGGAUAUUUUUCAUUGUCUGUGUAAAACGUUUACCUGACUAUCUUGACCUAUACAUUUACAUUAUCAAAACAUAAAUUAUUUUUACUUCUGAGAUAAAACCUUUAAGUGAAAAAGUGAAGAAGCUACUUAUUUCUAAAGCAUUUUGUCUUUUCUUUCUAUCACUGAGGUUCAGUUUUAAAGAGAAAUGGGGGCAUUUUGUCCUCAAAACUUGUCACCUCAAAUAAAAAAUCAGUGGAAUAGUUCACACACUUACUGUAAUAGUGAUCCUCUGCAAGCUGGAAUGCAAGCCCACCUGGCCCUUACCAAGCUGCAGAGGUAAUUUAGAUUAAAUAGGCGGAUCACAAGAAGCCUGUCCACUUCCCCCUUCCCUUUCUUUGAGGAGAAGUAUCUUUUUAUGGUUUUCACAGCAGGCAUGGCCUACAUUUCCUUAAAAGCAUGUGUGGGGCAGACCACUCAGUUCUUUCUAACUAAAAGAGGAUCCCUAACUGGGUAAGAAUGUGAACUGUAUCCAUCUAAUGUGGUGCUUCUGUUUUACGGAGUCUUGCUUAUUGAAGAAUAAGUAAUUGCUUCUGUUGGACAGACAAUUGUGUUCUUUUAUGAAGUUUAUAUACUCAGUUUUAACUAUCAUUGUAAAUUCCUAAUUGCUUGAGAGCAAGCAUCAGAUUUAUUCUGGCAAAGUCCAUUGCUGGCAAUGGAUAUUUAUAAUCACGGAGUUAAAAGGACUAAUAAAACCAGUUGAUGUCCAAUU
Molecule: messenger RNA, 5574 nt
Organism: Candoia aspera
Lineage: Eukaryota; Metazoa; Chordata; Lepidosauria; Squamata; Candoiidae
Gene: ZXDC
Product: ZXD family zinc finger C
Exons: 10
Coding region: 248-3076 (942 amino acids)
Biological process (GO): regulation of transcription by RNA polymerase II
Cellular component (GO): nucleus
Molecular function (GO): transcription coregulator activity
Source: RefSeq, a predicted model, not a curated record